Molecule: messenger RNA, 603 nt
Organism: Pleurotus ostreatus (oyster mushroom)
Lineage: Eukaryota; Fungi; Basidiomycota; Agaricomycetes; Agaricales; Pleurotaceae
Exons: 5
Coding region: 1-603 (200 amino acids)
Source: RefSeq, a predicted model, not a curated record
AUGGGGCACCGAUGGGGCACUGAUGGCGGGCCAGGCAUUCGAUCUGUGAAAGAGAGGGAGGGAGGAGGAGGAGGCGGGGCGGGAUGUGAGGAAGUGCUUGUGCAACGCGUCCAAAGUGCCAUCAAUCACGCGAACGUCCCGCUUGUUGUCGAAGGAGCAGACGGCUUUCUCCCCGAUCUGCCUUUCCACCUCAUCGCGUCCGGCAAGUUCACCAACGUCGGGCUCGUCGGCGGCCAUUGCACCAACGACGGCGGCACUUUCGUCGGCGGCACACCCACGCAAUUCAAUUCGGAGGAUGAUAUAAGGAGAUUGCUCUUCACCCGUUACUCGGGAGUGACUGCGGCGACGAUGCAGCGGGCGUUUGAGCUGUACCCAGCACCCGGGAGCCCGUUCAAGACUGAAUACGAACGCGCUUCGCAGAUGGCCCAGGAUAUCGUUCUCGGCUGUAUGGAUCUGCAGCUUGCCCAAGCACUUUGCAGCCGCGGCGUAGAUAACGUGUUUACGUUCAGGUGGAACUCUCCUCAUGCCGUGUUGUUCGAAGAGACCCCUUUCAAAGGGGUCAUGCAUACUUCUGACCUAUAUUUCUUGUUUGACGGCAAGUAG